AUGGCCGAAACGUUGCCUGGAGGAGUAGCAGAGAACGGCAAGCUACCACGCCUUCCUGGAAUUCCUUUACCAAGUGACAUAUCAACCAUAGUCACCGAAAGUUUGGGCAGCCCGGGAAGUUCAGGGGUACAAGAACAAACUUCGGACGGUCCUGAUGGGUUGCUUGUUUCUGAUGGAUCAAGUUCUGUUAGGAACAAAGCAAGUCAUCCAGAAAUAACCAAUAAUGGAAGUAUACCACCAGAUGCAGAAUCCCACCACAAGGCUGAAUGGGUAGAGCAAGAUGAACCAGGUGUUUAUAUCACUCUCACUGCCUUGCCUGGAGGGGCCAACGGUCUCAAGCGAGUUCGGUUCAGCCGGAAGAGGUUCAGUGAGACACAGGCAGAACAAUGGUGGCGGGGGAACAGGGCAAGGGUGUCCCAGCAGUACAAUAUCCAGUGGGAUGACAAAUAG
Molecule: messenger RNA, 450 nt
Organism: Triticum dicoccoides
Lineage: Eukaryota; Viridiplantae; Streptophyta; Magnoliopsida; Poales; Poaceae
Product: protein Brevis radix-like 1
Exons: 2
Coding region: 1-450 (149 amino acids)
Source: RefSeq, a predicted model, not a curated record